CCGCUGGCGCCGGGAACUCUGUGCAGCCGCCGCCGCAGGUCCAUGCGCCGAGCGUCCGAGGACCGAGGCUGAGCAGAUUAAGGCCUCUCUGCCCAGCCUGGAACGAUGGGGAGGAAAAAAAUCCAGAUCUCGCGCAUCCUGGACCAGAGGAACAGACAGGUGACGUUCACCAAGCGGAAGUUCGGGCUGAUGAAGAAGGCAUACGAGCUGAGCGUGUUGUGCGACUGCGAGAUCGCGCUCAUCAUCUUCAACACCGCCAACCGCCUCUUCCAGUACGCCAGCACCGACAUGGACCGCGUGCUGCUCAAGUACACGGAGUACAGCGAGCCCCACGAGAGCCGCACCAACACCGACAUCCUCGAGACACUGAAGCGGAGGGGUGUGGGCCUUGAGGGGCCAGAACUGGAGCCAGAUGAGGGGCCUGAGGGACCCGGAGAGAAGCUACGGCGGCUGGCAGGGGAAGGAGGUGACCCAGCCUUGCCCCGACCCCGGCUCUAUCCUGCAGCUCCCGCUAUGCCAACCCCGGAUAUAGUGUACGGGGCCCUGCCUCCGCCAGGCUGCGACCCCAAUGGGCUUGGGGAGGCCCUGCCCGCCCAGAGCCGCCCAUCUCCCUUCCGACCGGCAGCCCCCAAAGCUGGACCCCCAGGCCUGGUGCACCCUCUCUUCUCACCAAGUCACCUUGCCAGCAAGACACCACCCCCGCUGUACCUGGCCGCAGACGGGCGGAGGCCGGACCUGCCCGGUGGCCUGGCGGGGACUCGAGGGGGACUGAGCGCCUCUAGAAGCCUCUACGGGAGCCUGCAGAGUCCCUGCUCCGCUGCAGCCCCGGGACCCCCGCUGGGGAGCUUCCCCUUCCUCCCUGCAGGACCCCCAGAAUAUAGCCUGGGAGACCCCCCACCGCCCCCUGGCUUGCUGCAGACCCCUACCCUGGCCCCCUGGCAGCCCUCCGCGCCCGCCCAGCCCAGUGGGGGCCGCAGUGUGGGUGAGGAGUGUCCCCCCACCAGCGGCGCCUCCCCGCCACCCCCCCAAGUCAGCAUCAAGUCCGAGCGCCUCUCGCCGGGCCCCGGGGGCCCCGGAGAUUUCCCCAAGACCUUUCCUUACCCCCUGCUCCUUGCCCGGCCCCUGGCAGAACCCCUGCGGCCCGGGCCCUCCCUGCGCAGGCUGCCCUCAGCCCAUGGCUGGUCCCGGUAGGGGGCGCCGCGCUGGGCGAGGGGCGCCGGGAAUCCAGGUGUGGGUGGGGGGCCUGGAGGAGGCGGCUGGAUUCGGAUCCAUUAUGGGGGUUCUCCU
Molecule: messenger RNA, 1287 nt
Organism: Tupaia belangeri chinensis (Chinese tree shrew)
Lineage: Eukaryota; Metazoa; Chordata; Mammalia; Scandentia; Tupaiidae
Gene: MEF2B
Product: myocyte enhancer factor 2B
Exons: 9
Coding region: 106-1191 (361 amino acids)
Biological process (GO): cell differentiation; positive regulation of transcription by RNA polymerase II; heart development
Molecular function (GO): RNA polymerase II cis-regulatory region sequence-specific DNA binding; histone deacetylase binding; DNA-binding transcription factor activity, RNA polymerase II-specific
Source: RefSeq, a predicted model, not a curated record